AUGUUAGGCGGCGCCCUAAUAUCCCACCUCCUCUCCCUCCUCCCCGCCUCCAACCCUACCACAUCCUCGCCUAACCCGCACCCCAACCUCCCCUCCGCCCUCAAGCUCGUCCAAGCCGGCAUCUCCGUCGUACACGCCGACCUCGAAGACGCCGCCUCGCUAGAAACAGCAUUAAAAGACGUCCACGCCGUCUUCCUAGUCACAGAUUUCUGGUCCUGCGCUUCCCCCGGCGCGCUGCGCGAGAUCAGCCAGGCGAAGCGCGUGCUUGACAUCCUGUCUCGCUCAUCGUCCUUAGAGCAUCUAAUCUAUUCGAGUCUGCCUAGUAUACGCUCGGCCAGCAAAGGAAAAUACUCCGCUGUAGUGCACUUCGACGGCAAAGCCGACGUCGUAUCCUGGCUGCAGUCUACGCAUGAUGACCUGUGGGGCAAGACGACGGUGCUAUGGGUAGGCACGUACAUGCAGCUUUGGCAGCAAUUUCGGGAUGUUUUCGCUCCCCAGAAGAUGGUUGAAGAAGGGAGGGAGGUCUGGAUUCAGAGCAGUGUUUUUUACGCAGGGACGAAGUUGCCGUUGGUGGAUGUUAGGGAUGUGGGGAAAGCUGCGUUUACUAUUUUGAAAGAGGGGAGGGGUUGA
Messenger RNA from Didymosphaeria variabile, 630 nucleotides. RefSeq lists its product as uncharacterized. Lineage: Eukaryota; Fungi; Ascomycota; Dothideomycetes; Pleosporales; Didymosphaeriaceae. The transcript has 2 exons. The coding region runs from base 1 to 630 and encodes 209 amino acids. The record is from RefSeq and is a predicted model, not a curated record.